Pocillopora meandrina is the source of this 8776-nucleotide messenger RNA. NCBI's taxonomy places the organism in Eukaryota, Metazoa, Cnidaria, Anthozoa, Scleractinia, Pocilloporidae. The record is from the annotation of a GenBank genome assembly.
CACAAACCUUUCGCAUCUCGAAACAAUAUGGCGGUCGGAGUGAAGUUGACUUUUAGGACUUGAGAGGACUUUAUUCACAAAUUUGUCGGCUGCGAAAGAAAUGAAUACGAUCAAUCCUUUGGCCAACCCAAAGGGUGUCAAACUUUUAUGUGAGUUGUGCCAGAAGCCAGCAUUUGUUCAAUGUACGGACUGCCGAGUAACUUACUAUUGGUAAGUUCAUGUCUUGUGCGCUGAAUUCUGAAUGUUUACUCUGUUUAAAAUGAAAGGUUCUGCUCUUGAAAUUAAAAUUUCUAAAUUGUUAAGUGAAGUAAAUUGUUCUUAAUAACAGAUAGGGGGCACAUCGGAGUCUGGAAUUUUUCAGGCUUCUUUUCAGAGAUUAUUUUAAUUGUAGCUCAUCUGCAAAGAUAGUAUCUUUACUUUGUACAUCACCCGCAGGUCACUAUACCAAUGAUUUAAUUUCAUUAUUAGAGGAGUAUUUUACCGCAGCACUAGAGGGGUAUUAAUUUUUGAAAUUUGCAACAAGGAUACUAGUGCUGCGGCACUUGGGAGAAAAAUUGGAAUUCUUUGAAGACCACUGAAUUUUUGUUUAGUUAUGCAUCAUAUAUACCCGGUACUUAAUGUUAAGGUGUUUUGUUGUAGAUGAAAAUAAUUUCAUAAUAAAAAUUUCAAAUUGAACUAGUUUGAUAUGCAUGUGCUUUCUUUACUUAAGUAUUUCGGUAAUUUAGUCGUAGAAAUAAUGUAGUGUCGUAUCUUUAAGAAUGCAUUCAUCAUAGGAGUAGAUUGGCACUACUGCAUGACUGUAAAGUAACCCUUUAACUCCCAAGAUCUCAUUAGUAAUUCUCCUUACUGUCUGUUAAGUGAUUAUCAUUAUGUUAGUUUGGAGAAUUUGGUAUUGGAUCAUUUAUUAAUCCCUUAAUUGAUAUUUUUCUUUAUUAUUGUAUAGAUAUAGUAAGGAGAAAUUCUGUCUUGGUCACUCACAGGAGUUAAAAAUUGAAAUGUAUUUUAAGUGAGGUGAAUAUUGAUUAUAGUGUGUUGUAAGUUGACCAUCUGAUGGGAAUAUUUAUAGACUUAACAAACAAUUUAAAUGGGUGGUUGACUCUCAAUAUGACCUGAAAUCCAUUUUAGGCUAUGUUCCUUAUUUUUUUUAUAAGAUUUCUGCAGCUAUUCUUGUGAACUAUUACUUGGUGUAUAAUACUUGGUGUGUAAACUACCUGUGAAGAAAGCUCUUUUCUCUCUGCAUAAGUAAGUUAAAAUUAUAAGUAGAAAUUGAAAUGAAAUGGCAGUUUUGCAUGUUUUGUUCCUUUUCAGUGGUCCUGAGCAUCAGAAAACUGAUUGGCUUGGAAUUCAUGAAAAGAUAUGUCAGUUGUUAAUUCCAUUGCGAACACCCAUUCCAUUUCUUGGAUCAGAAGAAGAAAGGCAGCACAGGAAACAACAGCAAAUAGUCAGACAGGUAUUCAUCAUUUUUGUUACUGUUUUGAACAGAAAGGUAUUGAAAAACAUUUAAGAAUUCAAAGUACAAAAUUGUUAAAAUAUCUUAACCCUUUAAGUCCCAAGAUCAAAUUAGUAUUUCCCCUUACUGAACUUGAAGACACUCCUUGAUUGAUAUAAGCUUGUCUAUUCUCCAUAACUUUUUGCAAGAUGAAAAAGUGGAAUUGCAAGGAGAAGUUAAAAAUAAAUCACUGUUUGGUUUCCUUCAAACAGACACAAAUGAUUGAAUUAUGCCGCACAGAGGGUCAAAAGUUGCUCUUUGAAGGUAGAUAUGACAGAGUAGUUCCAGCAGCACUGGAAUCCUUAAAGUUCUCUAUUGAGGUUUAUGGCUUGAGUAGCAUUGAGCUUGUCCCUUCAUACCUUAUACUGGGAGAGGCAAGUAUAGGUGAGUACUUUUAUUGAAGUUAGAUAAUGAAUUAUGUAGUGUGAUUGUGGGGAUUGGUGCAGUCCUGAAAGACAACUAUAAUGUUUGUGAUAAUGACUGGUGUUUGGACAAUGGGGGCAAAAGUCAUCAUUGGAAUCAUGCUUGGAGUCAGUGACUCAAAUGAUGACUACAGUUCAGGUUGUUGAAAUGUCAUUCCUUUACAAGACUACUCUCACAUGGAUGAUUGGACUAAACAAGCCAUGGCUACUCUAAGGCUCCAACCUUUGCUGAUAAGUGCUGUGGUAAUAUUUUUUAGUCAAGUCAAAUGUCUCUUUCAAUAGUUUGAGAUAAAGCAACUCUUCUCAAUAAAAAAUUUAAGGGUAAAAUAAUGUUAUGAUUGUUUGCAAAGCAUAGUGUACUUAGUCAAUAGAAUAAGACAUAUGGUAAAGUGUCACUGGUGAAAUUAAAGAAAGAUGUUACUUGUUUUCUCAUCAGCUUGGAAAAAAAGAGAAAUCUAAGUAUAUCAUUAAGAAUCAAAUGUGAGACCUUUGGAUUUGCUUUAACCUCUCAUUAGCACUGAGUUAUAGAGGACUUGUAUGGCAAAAGAGUCUGUUGUCACUUUAUCAGAGUAGUUGUAGUUUUAACAAGUUGAUAUCCUACAUGUGUAUUUAGGUCUUGGUCGGUUAUCUCAAGCAGAGGAGUAUUUAGCUCAAGCCCAGUGGACAGUGCUUAAGACUCCUGAAUGUCCAGACAGUAUCAAGUCAAAGCUCUUCAGGAACUUGGGUUUGCUGUAUGCGGCACAGGGAAACUACCCUGAUGCUCUCUCACAACUAGCUGAUGAUGUAAGUUUAACUGACAGUCUGACAAGUCACCAGAUAAGCAUUUGGAUGGACUAGCAUCUAAUUUCUCUGUACAAUAUCACUCUUGAAUUGAACAUUAAGAUCAUGAGAAUAAAGAAAAUGAUCACCAACUGAAGUAGUGCUUGAUUGUUAAACAAAUUCUCCUUAUUAGCACCUUGACAAAUGUAUAGAGAACAGUAUGGAGAAUAUGCAUAUAGUGUAAAGAGUUAAACUCUUAUUUGUUUAGAAAUGCAAGUCAACAACAAAAAUAAUUUUUUGAACAAUAAUUUUUUUUUAAUGCAAUUUUGAUUCAUGCAGAAAGUGUGACCCAAAGGCCUUUCUUUGACAAAACCUCCAAUGUUUAUAUCCACUCAUUGUUUUGUAGAUCUAUCACUCAUCCAGAGUGCAUGGUACAGAUGACAUUAGGACCUCUGGUGGAUAUUUUCACAUGGCCAAUGUGUUCUACAGGCAGAACAAGUUGGAUGUAGCAUUUUCUCUGUACAAUCAAGUAAGGCAAUAUCACGAUGACUGUAUAGAGUUAAAAAGUCCAGGAGUUGUCAAACUGUUAGACUGUAUUUACUCUAUUUAAGACCAAUAUCGUGGCAUUUCAAACAUUUUUUGCAAGUCAUGGAGUGUUUUUAUAACAUUAUUUAUUUUUCUUGGAAAAAUAAAGACAAAGAAAUAUAAAAUGUUAAAAUUACAUCUGCUGUCUCUUCUUGCCCAGUGCUCUUUGCAUGUUUGCAAAAGUUUGAUCUCACUGCCUGCUGAUUUGAGUUUAAGAGUUUAAUGGAAGGGAAGGAAACCAUCACUGUUUCAAACAGUCAAACUUAACUAUGAGGUUUUGGAGGAAGAGGAAUUUCCAAGGCUGUUUAAGCCAAAUUUAAAUCUAAGCUAAGUUCCUCAGAAGCAUCACGUUACUUGUUGGGGCACUUACUAAGGGGUAUUGCAUAUCAGUGUUUUUGGUCUCACAUGUAGCACUUCUUCCAGGAUGGCAUAUUCAAUAAAUGCAGUAUGAGGCUUGAGAAAAGUAGAGUAUUGGUGCUUUUGUAGCCAAUCAGCCAAUAUGUAUAGUGUUCUUUUGUAUUUUACAACUCACAGACAUUGCAGCCUGAAGUUGUUUGGUGGUAGCCAUAGUAGCCAGAAAAUAGGCCCUUGUUGUAUUGCUGCUUGGUACAAGUUUCUCUUCAAGGGGAAGAUUUGAGAUGAAUCAGGGUGAGGUUUUCUGGGGGUGUGUUAUUGAUAAUAGCAGUUGCUAGACCCCUUGAGACCUCUCGCUAGCUUGCUUUGCUCUAGGCCUCAUACUUUACAAUGGGCAAAGAACUGCUUGUGGUAAUGUACUGAUAAUGAGGGUCUGCUGGCAGGCUAUAGUCAGAGGGAGUAAUAAGACUGCUGCAUUAGCAGUGUAUUCACUUCAAAUUACAUGGAAAUUGCAAUUUGCUACAAUGAUUUGGUCUGUCACUUGUCUUGUGUGCCAGACUAUUAUGAAUGUAUUUUCACAAUUCUAAUGGCAUGAACUCAUUAUUAUUUCCAGGUGACAGACAUCUGGUUCGAACAUCUUGGCAAAUUGGUGGGUCAGAGAACCAAAACGCCUGCAGAACCUUCUGGGAUAGGACCAGCCUUCAACUCUGGUGUACCAACAGAUUUUGAUGUUUUAGGUACUAAAAUGUGGAAUGUGUGUUAAAUUACAAGAUCUGUGUUUGUUUUUCAUUCGUUGGGAAAUUUCAGUUUCCUAUAACUCAGCGGCACAGCAUACAAAGUGACAAUAAUUGUGAUAAAAUAUGUUACUGAGGGUCUCACUGGAAGUAUUUUUUCUUAGUUCAAAUGCUUUUGACGCUAGCUAAGAAAAUUUUGCUUUUCGUGCCGGCUUCGAGGGGGUUAAAUAGGAAUGAAGGAAACGAGCUCCUGAACAAUUGGCUCUUAAGGCUUUGCCACUCAUUUCAUAGAUCUCCAUUCCAAACCUCUUCGAAACAAUCACCUGCGUCUUUUAUUGCAAUUGUUUUGUCUGAGUGAGCCUCUCUGGUGGAGAUUAUGUUUGUGUAAUUUACCCUUUUUGUGUCUAGAGGUUUUGAAAAAAAUAACAUAAGCUACAGCUGGAUUUCAAAUGGUUAAAGGUUGCGCAACUAGCAGGCUAUCAGAGACUCGUGUCAGGACUUCCUUGUGUAAAAUUUAUAAGCAAGGUAAAUUAAAAGUGAACUUUAGAUGUUUCCUUUUUUCAGACGAGGCUCAAGAAGCAGAGGCUAUCAAGGUGAUAAAUGCCAUAUUGGACCUGCGAGAGCAGCAGACAGUCCAAACUCCAGCAGUCAUGUGUAAAAUAUAUUUCACCACAGCCAUGUUACAGUUUAUUUUGGGAGAUAUGCCAAAAGUAAGUCCGUAUAACUUAAAUCGUACGACUGUGGUUAAUUGCCGUGUGCAUGCACAAACUUGAUUUGUGCAUAAAGUCCGAAAGAUAGUCCGCGAGCAGGCCGUAGGCUGCGGCUCGAACGGCGACACCGUGAGAAACGAGCAGACCUUGUUAAAUACCGUCUUAUUUUGUCCUCAUAGUAAACAUGAUACAAUUUAUGCAUUUCUUACUGACACGACGAAUCACUUCCCUCCCUAUUCAUAAUCAGUUUUCAAUCUGAGAGGGUUAAAAGUUUCCAAACUAAAUGUCUUAGUUUCCAUCGUUCGGUAGACUGUUCUUUUACGCGCUGAAGCGUUUGUUAUUUUCGUUGCAGGCAAGAGAUUUUGGGAUCAAAGCUCGAACUGCCUGCGAGAGUGCAGUUUCGUCUGACGAAGGAACCAUGAGUAAUCUCGUUGAAUUUUUGAAAGCUGUCGAGAGAUUUAUGUAGCGAACUUAAGUCAGCGAUAGAAAGCGUUCUUUUAAAGCGAUGCCAGUGAGUAUUUACGAUCAUUCUUCGGAAGAAAAAAGUCUCAAGUACUUUUUUUAAAAAGUUGAAAUAAGAAAUUAUUUUUCUCUAUUUGGAUUUUAGUGUUAUUUUUGUCUUAAAAUGUUCCUAAAAUCCGAUCUUGUGAAAAAGGAAUUACAUCGUGCAGAAUUUUUUAAAAUUUUUGCAAUUCUUUUCAUGAGGACCAUCCACAAGUUCUUGUACUUAUGUGUAGUUCAUCUCCGCCACUUUCAUAAAAUCUAGCUUUAUACCUGUAAGUCAACAAAAUCUUGACCGGUUAAGCUAGGAGUUUUUAAAUAACUUAAUCUUAUACAAAACUUGUGAUGCAACCCACCGAGAACGAGUUAAAGCAGGGAGGACUUUUUAGAGUCUUGGUAUGGCCUUGUAGUUGUAACUGACCUAAUGUAAAUAGAUGUGCAUAUCCGACAAUUGUACGCAUUCGUCAAAAACUUUUUUUUAAUUGUGCGCUUAGGUAUCUUGUUGAUAUAAGUUAUUUUCACGAAGAAUUGUCUGCGCAUAAUCCUCUUUUUUGCUGGCUUUUAUUUCGUCAAUAGUAUUUCCCUUUCUAGACGUAAAUACCUAACUGUGAAACGAUUAUUAAAUGUAAAAAAUCGUUGUCACCAUUUUGUGUCUAACGUCUAUUACCAAGUAUUGUACCUUUUUGACCCUCGCGUUUUUUUCUAACGCAUAUGUAGAGCCCUUGUAAAAAAAAAAAACGGAAUGUUUUUAAAGGUAAAAUAACUCAAAACAUACGUCCUAUGUUCUCUUAGAGGUGUUAAGGUGCUUAGACAACUCGUGAAAACUUGGCAAAACACAAAGCAACUGUAAAAACAUCUAUUUGUGGAACUAUAACCUGUUUAAACAGAGGGGAAUUUUUUUUUCUAGCGAAGAAUUAUGCGAUAUGAAAAUUGAGCGUUCAUUUUUUGCAGAUGAGAUUAAACUCAUUAUUCAACAGGGGGUUAUAAUUUCAAAGAUAAAGUGGUCUUAAGUUGAGUUCUCUUUUCCUCUUAGCAGCGAAGGUCAUCGUGUUACUCCUACCAAGAAAGCGUUCCAUUUUGUAUACAUCAGUAGAUGUAUUUGAGUCGAUUUUCGUACAGGCUGAAAGUUGGUUAUUGACGCUUUGAAUUUGAUUAAACAAAGUCUUACACCCAGACUGUCGUUGUUUUCACAGGUGCAACGAUGAAAAAAACUCAAGCCGACAGUUUUGGUGUUUCUGACGGGUUCCAAACUUGAUGUUAUUUGAUGUCAAAACCUUGUGCAAAAUUCCACUAUGUACAAAUAUUUACUUCGAAUCGAACAACCUCACAGAUGAAAAUCCUUAGAAACGAUAUCAUAGAGUGGUAUUCCGAUAAUUUAUGUGCUAAUGCUCUAUUGAACAAAAGUCCAAAAUUAUUGUCGCAACAAAAAUUUACGCUGUUUCAGUGACUGGGAUUUUUUGAAUGCUUGAAAAUACUAGUCAAUACUAUUUCUAAGCAUUCAAAAAUUCCCCUACGCUCCCACUAAAAGUACAUAAUUAGUUCAGACUAAGGCACCGAAUAUCAGCGGCUCCCUUUAUUUCAUGACACUGUUUGUAUUCAUUUUGAAUUGUGCUUCACUAUCUUGGCGAUCUAUUGGUUCGUUGGAUGACAAACCUAACACAAGGUGCAUUUACAAAAUACCCACUCGUAACUGUUUGUUUAUGGACGUCGUAACAUGAUCAGAUUAGUUGAAGGUUUUCGCCUUAGCUAAAACGUACAUUAAGCAAUUACAUCGGAGUAGAACUAAUCGGAUUUUUCUUUAAACUGCUAUUGGUAAGUUAAGGACUCUGUUAUUAAGAUUUUCUGCUGAGCGAGGGUAGAUCCUAUACUCUUUGGAAGUCUUGCAGGUGCAUUUGAAGUUCUUAAUUCAACCUGGGUGGUUUUAUGUGUCCAAAAAAAAACACAUCGUUCUAUUAUUAUUUAAAUUCAUAACAAAUUGAGAAAAAGAUCACUUUACAUUUGCAUUCGGAAGGAUUUUUCCCUAAACCGGAAUUUUAGUGGAAAAAUGAAAGACUCUUUAAAUAUUAAUCACCUGUAAGACCUUUCCCAACAGCUCAGUAGUGCGGCUAGGAAUUCAUUGAUUUUAAUUUUCCCAGCCUGGCGAUGUCGUUGGCCAAUGAAAGCUUCAAUUAUACCCCCAAGAACGAAAGCGUCCAAAACGAGAACUGCUUUGAGAAUGAUUUAACAGCUGUUAAAAUGGCCAGGAUCGUUCCUUAUUGCAUGCUGCUUGUAGUAUCUCUUCUUGGAAAUUCUGCGAUCAUUGCCGUGGUAUGGAAAGAACAGCGCCUGAGGAAAACGGUUAACUUUUUCAUGGUCAACAUGUGUACUGCAGACCUUUUAAUAACAUUGUACAUGCCUCGCUCGCUGUCUGUGUGGCAUGAUGGCUAUAAAUGGCAGCUAUACGGUACAUUGGGACUUGUGGUAUGUAAGUUCGCUGUUUUCAUGCAUCAAACUGCCAUUUGCGUUUCCAUAUUCACUGUGGUAGCCAUCAGCUUUGAUCGAUUUUUCGCUGUGAUAUUGCCGUUGAGGACCAUUAUUACGAAGAAAAUUUGUCGAAUCAUUAUUACAAUGAUAUGGUUCUCAUCCGUCGUUAUUCGUCUGCCGAUGUUGUAUGGCCUGAAACUUAUUAAGACCAAAAAUGGCGAAACGAGUUGUCAUCUGUCAUUAGACGAUGUGUUCUACCAAGGAGCCGAAAAGACCUAUUACAAUUUUACCCUCAUUGGCCUCUUUGCUGUGCCUUUAGCAGUGAUAGUUGUGCUGUAUUCGGCCAUUUUAAUUUCCCUGAAACUACGAAAAGCACCCGGAGAAGAAAUCGCUGGAAGAGAGCAUACAAGAGACACACGGAUAAAGAAGAAAGUUCUUCGAAUGGUGUUGAUAGUGGUGGCUGCAUUUGUGCUCUGCUGGUUGCUCUACUUUGUCCAACUCAUUUUAUUUUCGUACAAAAUACAAGUGGGCUGUGAAGUUUUAUUUUUCAGAUUGUUUUUGGCUGAUCUAAACAGUGCAGUGAAUCCAUGUUUGUGCUUCGCUUUAAACGAGAACUUCCGUACAGGAUUGAAACGCAUUCUGGUUCGCUGCGCGCUUUGUAGUGGUAUUCUCAGCGAGGAGAAUUCCUCGCAAAAGGUGUUUCCGACAAGCACAAUGAAUCUGUGGAAAACUCAACAAAAUGACGAUGAGCAAAGUUGA